AUGAUUAUAGAAAUUAAAUAAUUUUUAAAUGGUGAAAAUGAUGAUAUUCCUAACAAAAUUUAAGAGAUAUCUCAAACCGAGGAAGGCUUUAAAUUCUGGAAGAAUGUCAUUUUUAAAUUCAGAAAAUUAAACACCUCCUAAAUUGAAAAAAUUUAUCAUCUCUUUGAAACAUCCUAUAUUAAAAAUAUCCCUGAAAUUUCAAGCUAAGAAAAACUAACUGAAUAUUUGUAGCUCUGUAGAUUGUGUUCCAAUUUCACUGAAGGUAAAUACAUAAAAUUUGAAGAAAUUUAUAAGAAAUUGCUCUAAUAAUAACAAGAUUUUAUUUAUGAAAAAUUACUUGUCUUAGGAGAAUAUGAACUCAUUCAUCAAGGAUUAACGAUAGAAUAAAUUAGUUAAGUUAAGCCUUUAUAUUUAAAGAAAUUUUUGAAAUAUAUUCUUCUUAAUAAAUUGGAUGAAUACAUAAAAUAUUUAUCGCUUAUCAAAUAAAAUCCAUAAUUAUUGUUAAAGCUGGCUUUAAAUGCUAAGGUUAAACAAAAUACAGAAUAAAUAUUGUACAACAUUUCUAAGGAAACAACUAUCCAUAAAGAUUUGUUUGAUAGUUUAAUACUUAAUUGGAGUAACAAGAAUUUUAUUAAGCAUGCAUCAUUUAAAACCUAAUUGUAUUGCAGUCAUCUUAUUGUUUUGUUUAUUAAUGAUGGAUUUAAUAAUGAUUUAAUACAUGAUGGGAUUUAGAAGCGAUUAAAUUCAUAAGCCAAUAUACCUAGAAAAUGCGGAAUUUUAGUAUGGAAAGCUUUUGUGAAAUCAUUAAAUAUUCAAGUAGAAGAUGGCUUUGAUGAACUGAAUGAUGAUGAAGUCGAUGAAGUUUGGAAUGAAAAAAAAAAAGAAGAAAUUAUUUAGAAAGAAAAUGAAACUUAAAUCAUUUAGCCAGCCUAGGAUUUUCAUGAUUUUGAAAUAGAGAAUGAAGAAAAUGAACAACCUCUUCUUGUUAAGAAUCUUUAUGAUUGUAUUCUUGCAUUAAGAAGUGAAGAUUAAUCCAGAAUUGAACAAGCUUUGAAACACCUUCCAUAUCUAAUUAGAAAUAGCUUAGAUCUUCAUAUCCAUGGAUAAACUCUGUGUGACAUUCUCAUUCUAAAUAGAGAUUGGAAAAACAGUCAAGAAGAAAUGAGGAUUAAAGCUCUGGUGGCUUUGUCGAUAAUGCAACCUUUAAUAACUGAUCAUUUAAUCGAAGUGUAUUUUAGUGAGGAAAUUUCAAUCAUGCAAAGAAUCUACAUAUUGAAGAUUAUUAGAGAAUCAGCCAUAGAACUUUCAUCUAAUCCCAAAAAGUAUCAAUUAGAGAAUUACAACAAUUUUGAAAAAUCUUAAAAUGACUCUUUUUAUUUUAAAUAAAUUAGCACUACAUACAAAACUGAAGAAUAAGCAGCUAUUAAAAUUAGACCAGCUCCAUAAUCUAGAAGGUGGGGACACACUAAAAGAGCUUAUGAAGGGCUUUAAAUUGUCUCCCCAUACAUUAAUAGAUUUCAUUAAUUGACAGAACAUUUUUAUUUCCCCUUGUUAAUUUAUUCCUAAUCUAAACAUAAGUUGCUAUUGGCCAGAGAACCAUUAUUAAUGUUAAAUUUCUUAGAAGUACUUUUGAGGAUGUUGGAUUGUGGACAAAAUGCUUUGCAUAUUUCGAAAAUGGUGUUUGAGGCUUUUGACUUUUUGUUGAAUUUUGAUAAAAAUAAAAACAUUGAGAUCAUAUUGAUGAAGUUAAGAAUCAUACUCAAAAUUACUAUUCUCCUAAAAGGACAAUUUGAUGACAGAUUAGAGAAGAUAUUAUCAUCUUUGAAGUAUGACGAUCCUUAGGCUAAAUAAUUAUACGAUUUGAUAUUAUAAAAUUUAGGAUUUUGA
Paramecium tetraurelia is the source of this 1887-nucleotide messenger RNA. RefSeq lists its product as uncharacterized. Gene Ontology annotation, biological process: telomere maintenance via telomerase; protein stabilization. Gene Ontology annotation, molecular function: Hsp90 protein binding; telomeric repeat DNA binding. NCBI's taxonomy places the organism in Eukaryota, Ciliophora, Oligohymenophorea, Peniculida, Parameciidae. The transcript has 2 exons. The record is from RefSeq and is a predicted model, not a curated record. Gene Ontology annotation, cellular component: cytosol.